This is a messenger RNA of Exophiala bonariae, 1110 nucleotides long. RefSeq lists its product as uncharacterized. The transcript has a single exon. Bases 1 to 1110 code for a protein of 369 amino acids. Gene Ontology annotation, biological process: nucleotide metabolic process. NCBI's taxonomy places the organism in Eukaryota, Fungi, Ascomycota, Eurotiomycetes, Chaetothyriales, Herpotrichiellaceae. Gene Ontology annotation, molecular function: ATP:ADP adenylyltransferase activity; ATP binding. The record is from RefSeq and is a predicted model, not a curated record.
AUGGAAAGCGUUCUCGGUCUGAGAGAACCUCUGUCAACAUUGACAUCACGGAAGUUCCGCGAAGCAUACAAAAGGAAGGAUCUAGUGUUCUCAGAGACAUUACUCGCUACUAUUAGAAGUCAGAAAGGGGUCCCCUUUCAACUCCGAUACUGUCCAGCCCUGGCCAAGAAGCCAGCAACAACGACGACCAAGACACAAAAGGACUCGACAGAAAAGGAGAAACAACCCAAAAAGCCCAAGUUCAAUCCAUUCGCAAAUCCAGCCUCUGAGCUUCUGAUCGCGGAAAUCCUCAACAAGGGCGAGGCAUCACACAACUUGGUUCUCAACAAAUAUCCCGUCAUCCACAACCACUUCAUCAUUUCCACCAAAGCAAACAAACCUCAAACCGCCGUGCUGGAAGAGGACGACCUGAUCAUGACCUAUGCUUGCCUCCGCGCCUGGACCGAACAGCAAGAGACCGCGACUCAAACCCCCAGAGGAAGGCUGUUCUCCUUCUUCAACUCCGGCGAGCACAGCGGCGCCAGCCAGGCACAUCGACACCUGCAAUUCCUGCCCGUGGAGGACAUGGCGUCCUCGGACGACGAGAAGAACGGCUUCGAGCUCCUCAUCGACCGCAUGACUGCAUCAGCCCAUCCGACACUACCACUAUAUCAAGACAAGUCCCUUCCCAUCCUCCACUUCGCAACUCCACUCCAACCGUCCUUGUCCGCAGCAGAGCUGCAUUCCAGAUACAUGCUGCUCCUCCGAGCCGCACUCGCGUCGUCUCGGCACCCGGGCCGAGCAUUCUCCAACGACGACAAGGCGAUCAACAUAGAAUCCAACGGCAGCACGGUAUUCAGCUACAACCUGGCGAUGACGACGGAGAGGAUGGCAAUCUGCCCGCGCAGGCAGGAGGGCACGAGUAUACCGGGCGCCGGGCCCGACAGCUUCGUCGCGAUCAACGGGACGAUCCUCGGCGGCACGUUGAUGGUCAAGGACGAGGGAGAAUGGGACGUCCUGACGCAGAGGCAGGAAGACGACUCGUCAGCCAUCCUCGACGGACUGCUGUCUUCGCUCGGCUACCCGUUGGUUUCUUGGCCGGCCUCCGAAGAAGUGAGCGCUGCGCUGUAG